ACAAUAAAAUUAUCCAUUUAUCCAUAUUAAAAGCAUUAUUCUGCUGUUUAUUAGUUAUAACAGAACUGAGCACAUUAUUGCACCACAUUUAUUUUCAUUCCGCGUCAAAUUACAAAUUUAAUGUAUUAUAUUUCUUAAAAGCAUAGCGGACUACACUAAAGAAUAUCAUAACGGAAAUGAGAGAAACAACAAGCUUUCCUGCGUGCGUUUCAUAAAAAAUACUCUCAUAUCUUAAUAUGACAUUUUUUCUUGUAUGAAAUAGAGGACAUGUUACAUUUUAUGCAGUAUUAAUGCAUCAACUGCUUAACGGUAAACGUUAAGUAAUUUAUAUCCCUAUUUCAUCAUUACAUAUAAUUUAUAGCAAAGUACAGAGAAUUGGAUAAAGUUACCUUCUAAAUUAUAAAUACAAAAAAAAGAAUAUGAAAGAUAUUCGUUCGAUCGAUGAAGAAAGAGGGGAUAAUUUGCGCCUCUUUCUUUCCCGCAGUCACACGUGUUCUGGACGUUGCACUGACAUGAUCUGUCUCGAAGCGGAAUAUUUAAAUCUCAACAGAAUUCUUUUGCAGUCUAUUGCAUUAUGGCCGUUUCAACAAUCGAAACUUGUCCAAAUUCAAUUUAAUAUAAGCUUGACUAUUCUCGUGGGUGCUAUUAUCUACCAAAUAACUGUAUUUUUGACGUCAAAAUUUACACCAGUAAUCGCUAUUAAAACUUUCUCCUGUGUACUCUUUUACACUAUUUUAGUGAUACAUUACAGUUCAUUCCGAUUUAACAUCAACAUUCUAAAAGAGAUGAUGACGCGGCUUCACUGUGCAUGCACUAAAUUAAGAGAUAAAAAUGAAAUCGCUAUAAUACAAAAGUAUGGCAGGAAUGCAAAAUACUAUACGGCUGUACUCAUCGUAAUCUACAUUAGUGUGCACCCUCUUUUUUGGACCAUUCAACUCUUAAUGCCUUAUUGCCAUAUCGUUAUACCAACAAAUGGAUGCCGAACACAUCGAUUACAAACAGCGGUCGAAUAUUUUAUUGAUCAACAAAAAUAUUACUAUGUAAUUUUGCUUCACAUGAAUGCAGCCAUAUCUAUUGGAAUAUUAACAUUCAUAGCAACGGGAACACUGAUGAUUGCGUAUCUCCAACAUACAUGCGGAAUGUUCAGAAUUGCUUGUUAUCGUAUCGAACAUGCGAUGGAGAUUAAUACACAAAAAGGUAAUAGUGGAAACAGCGAGUUUUCAAUAUCCAAGAAAAUAGUUUAUGCCGUACAUAUUCAUCGAGAAGCCAUGAAAUUAUCCGAGCAGUUGAUAUCCAGGCUUGAUACAACGUACUUUUGUUUAACAGUGCUGGUGGUGAUUACUAUGAGUCUCAAUCUGUUUCAAAUUUUUCAGACUAUAACAUCAGAAGAUAAUAUAAUGGAAGCUACAGUUCCAUUUAUAAACCUACUCGUCCUUGGCCUGUAUGUGUUUUUUGCCAAUUUCUUUGGACAGAAUGUAACAGAUCACAAUAAUGAAGUUUAUGCUGCCGCAUACAACAUUCGAUGGUACAUGUGUCCUAUCCAUGAACAAAAAUUGAUACUGCUGCUUUUGCAAAGAAAGACUAGAGAAUUUCAUUUAACUUGCGGAGGACUGUUCAUAGCGUCUUUCGACUGUCUCGCAACGUUAGCAAAAGCAACGAUGUCUUAUUUUACACUCAUGCAUUCCGCACGAAGAUAAAGUAGAACUAUAUUAUAGCAGGGAGAAAUAGUAGAUAUAUAAAAAAUAUAGUAAUAUGUUCCAUCUUUGGGAUAUAAAAGAUUAUAGCUCUGAACAUAAAUAAAAGUCUUAAAGUUUUUGCUACGAAAAAGAUGAUAACAACAUUAUAUAUAUAAUUACAAUAAAAUUAUCCAUAC
This is a messenger RNA of Ooceraea biroi (clonal raider ant), 1873 nucleotides long. RefSeq lists its product as uncharacterized. The record is from RefSeq and is a predicted model, not a curated record. Gene Ontology annotation, biological process: sensory perception of smell; detection of chemical stimulus involved in sensory perception of smell. Gene Ontology annotation, molecular function: olfactory receptor activity; odorant binding. NCBI's taxonomy places the organism in Eukaryota, Metazoa, Arthropoda, Insecta, Hymenoptera, Formicidae. Gene Ontology annotation, cellular component: plasma membrane.